CUCGGCUAGGCUUCCGGGUUGGGUUGGCAGUCAGGGAGCGGGUCUCGGCCCGGGGGUUUAACAGCGCGGGAGUCUGCUUGGCGCCAUGGCGUGUGCCCUCGUCCCUUUCUGCAGCUUCCAGGACCUGGAGUCGGCGCGGUCCUUCCUGUGUCCGCAUCUCCGACAGGGCGGCGCUAGUGCACCCGGGGGCGUCAAGGAAAGUAGUGGCGGUAAAGCUGCAAACUGGGAAAAUGAUUGGGGAGCCUGGGAUGAUGGAGGACAAGCGCAAGAACCUGAAGAAGAAGAAGAAGAAGAAUCUGCUUCCAAGACACAGGCAAGUUCCUGGCUUCUGGACUGUGUUGUAUCCUUGUCGCCAACAAAUGAUCUCAUGGUAAUAGCUCGUGAGCAGAAAGCUGUGUUUUUUGUGCCGAAAUGGAAGUACAGUGAAAAAGGGAAAGAAGAAAUGCAAUAUGCUGUUGGCUGGAGUGGCUCUUUAAAUGUCGAAGAAGGUGAAUGUGUAAGCAGUGCGUUGUGCAUCCCGCUGGCAAGUCAAAAGAGGAGCUCCACAGGCCGGCCUGACUGGACCUGUAUUGUUGUAGGCUUCACCUCUGGCUAUGUUCGCUUCUACACAGAGAAUGGAGUACUGCUUCUGGCACAGCUUCUGAAUGAAGAUCCUGUCCUGCAGCUGAAAUGCAGAACUUACGAGAUUCCACGGCAUCCUGGAGUUACUGAACAGAAUGAGGAAAUGAGUAUCUUGUAUCCUUCUGCAGUUGUGACAAUUGAUGGUUUCAGCCUAUUUCAGUCCCUUCGUGCUUGUCGAAAUCAGGUAGCAAGAGCUGCAGCUUCAGGCAAUGAGAACGUUCAGCCACCUCCAUUAACUUAUAAGAAGUGGGGCCUGCAGGAUGUGGACACCAUAGUUGAUCAUGUUAGUAUUGGUAUCAUGACUCUGACAACUUUUGAUCAAAUGAAGACUGCUUCCAACAUUGGUGGAUAUAAUGCAACUAUAAAGAAUAGCCCACCUGCUAUGUCUCAGUACAUCACUGUGGGGUCAAAUCCCUUCACUGGUUUCUUUUAUGCCCUUGAGGGUAGUUCACAGCCACUCUUGUCUCAUGUUGCUUUAGCUGUUGCAAGCAAGCUGACAUCUGCGUUCUUUAAUGCUGCCAGUGGUUGGUUUGGCUGGAAGCACAAACAGGAAGAAGAGUCAGUACAGAAACAGAAACCCAAAGUAGAGCCUGCAACUCCUUUAUCUGUAAGGUUUGGAAUUCCAGAUUCCCGCCGUCAUGGUGAGAAGAUAUGCCUUUCUCCCUGUAACUCUUUGGCAGCAGUAACCGAUGAUUUUGGAAGGAUUCUUCUGUUAGAUGUUACAAGAGGACUGGCUAUUCGCAUGUGGAAGGGUUACCGUGAUGCACAGGUUGGGUGGAUUCAGAUUGUGGAAGAUCUUCAUGAAAGGGAAGCUGAAAAGAUGGAUUUUUCUCCUGUUGGCAGUUCUCAGGGGCCAAGCAGAGUGGCUCAGUUUCUUGUGAUUUAUGCUCCCAGAAGAGGAAUUCUGGAGGUGUGGAGCACACAACAGGGUCCAAGGGUUGGAGCCUUCAAUGUAGGGAAGCACUGCAGGUUGCUGUAUCCUGGCUAUAAAAUAAUGGGCCUGAAUAAUGUCAUAAGUCAGGGCUGGCAGCCUCAAACGUACCAGAUCUGCCUUGUUGAUCCAGUGUCAGGAACAGUAAAAACUGUUCAUGUACCUUUCCAUUUAGCCCUGAGUGAUAAGAAAAGUGAACGAGCAAAAGAUAUGCAUCUAGUGAAGAAGUUAGCUGCUUUGCUGAAGGCUAAAACGUUAAAUCUUGAUGUGGUAGAAGCCGAAGUGAAGGAAUUAAUUCUUGAUAUUAAAUAUCCUGCUACUAAAAAACAGGCUUUGGAAAGCAUCCUGGCGAAUGAGCGUUUGCCACUCUCUUCUCUAACAACCAUCACACAAACAUUAAUGGAUACCUUAAGAAAUCAGGAGGGGGAGUGCGUGGAUGAAGGGCUGCGACAGUUCUGUGCAAACAAGCUGAAGCUGCUGCAACUUCAUGAGUCUGUCAGCAAGAUAAAUUCUCUGGCCACGCAGUCGGACAUGGUGCCGUCUGAUAAUGAUUUGGCUAAAUUACUCAGGUUAGACGAAAAAGAGUUUGCCAGGCUGCAGAUGCUCCUGGAGAAUUACAAGCUGCAGGACACCCAACUUUCUGUUCAUUUUGCGGAAGAUAAAGAUCGAGCGCUGCCUGUGAAAACUUUCUUAGAGCAUUUGGAGUGUGAAGAAGACAUAAUUGAAGUGAAGAAGCUAGAAGAAAGAGAAUAUGUGGCUCUAGGAAGCUUUUUUUUCUGGAAGUGUUUACAUGGAGAGAGUUCAACAGAAGAAAUGUGCAAUAUCCUGGUGUCUGCAGGGUUUAGUCCCCAACGGUUACUGUCCCUGCUUCUCAGUGUGUGGCUUUCCAAGGAAAAAGACAUUCUUCAUAGGACACAGUCCAUUUGCUGCCUUCACGCUGCAUUGUCUCUUCUGAGCAAAAUGACUGUAGCUAUUGACGAGUCGUGGGAUUCCCAGUCAGUCUCCCCCUGGUGGCAGCAGAUGCGCACAGCCUGCAUUCAGUCAGUAAAUAACGGAGCUGCCUUAUUAUCAGCUCACGUCGGGCAUUCUGUAACAGCACAGAUAACUGAUAGCAUAGCGGAGAAAAAGUUUUCCCAGAUAGCUGUAGGCGCUGACACAGACCCUUGGGAAGCGCUCUCCCUUGAUACGGAAUACUGGAGGCUUCUGCUGAAGCAGUUAGAGGAUUGCCUAAUACUUCAGACCCUCCUGCAUAGUAAAGUGGGCGGCAAGAAAAGAAGCCAGGCGUCCUCUGCGCAGACUGAGCCACUUGGCCGACUCUCUGUAAAGAAGCUGCUUGAAGGAGGAAAAGGAGGCAUUGCAGAUAGUGUAGCAAAAUGGGUGUUCAAGCAAGACCUCAGUCCACCGUUGCUUCGAUUGGGAUGGAAAAAAGAAGAUAGUGAAGAAGAACCUCCAGAGAUUGGCAGUAUCCUUCUAGCUGAGGGUGCGGAAGACCAGACUGGACUAGAAACCAUACUAGAAUUGCUGCUUUUAGCAUGUCAGCAGUUUCCUUGCAGCCUGGAGCUGGGUGUACUCCAUGCGCAUUGUUGUUGGGAGUAUGUUGUGCAAUGGAACAAAUACCCAGAGGAAGCACACUUUCUCACCAGGUCUAUAGAUCAUCUCAGAUGCAUUGAGAAUGCUCAUGUUCAGCACGGAAUUGCUCUAAUGAUGUGGAACACAUUCAUAGUGAAAAGGCUCUCUGCUGCUACCUACCUAAUGGAUAAGGUUGGGAAAGCACCGAAGGACAGAUUGUGCAGAAGGGACAUCGGGAUGAGUGACGCUGCCGUGACGUCUCUCCUUGGCUGUUGCUCAGAUCUUCUUCAGACACUCCUGGAGGCUGAUGUACGGAGUGAUGAAAUGCCGCUUCCUGUGCUGGACACAGAAGAUGCUUGGGCGUCUGUUGAAGGCCAGAUUUCACUGGUGGAAUUAGCCUUGGAGCAGAAACACAUCCAUUACCCUCUUGUGGAGCACCAGUCUGUGCUCUGCACAGUCCUGUAUGGGAUCAUGAAGUUUUCACUCAAGAAUGUGAAGCCCCUCUCUCUUUUUGAUAGUAAGGUCAAAAAUGCCUUUUUCAAAGACCUCACUUCAAUUCAGUUGCUGCCUAGUGGUGAUGUAGAUCCAGCUCUGUUAUCUGCACGACAUCAAUUCUUAACCAAACUGCUGACUGCGGUGGUGCAAGCCCAGUCUUCAUCCCAGAAAAACAAAGGCAGCCCAGAAGAGUCAGUAGUCCUGUCAGUGAAAGACAGAGAUUGGCCAGCUCUGACUGUGGAUUUGGCUCAGCAUCUUCAGGUCAACGAGGACGUGGUUAGGCGGCACUAUGUGUGUGAGCUUUAUAACUAUGGCUUGGAUCAUCUUGGGGAAGAGGCUAUUCUUCAAGUACAUGACAAAGAAGUCCUUGCGUCUCAGCUGCUGGUGCUGACAGGCCAGAGACUGGCCUACGCCUUACUGCAUACUCAGACUAAGGAAGGCAUGGAGCUGCUUGCCAGGCUGCCUCCAACACUCUGCACGUGGCUUAAAGCUAUGGACCCCCAGGAUCUUAAGAAUGUAGAAGUGCCAAUCGCUACAACUGCAAAGCUUGUUGACAAAGUGAUAGAACACUUACCCGAAAACCAUGGGCAGUACAGCGUUGCAUUGAAUCUAAUUGAGGCAGUGGAAGCUAUGUCAUGAUGACAAUGGUACCAGUUUCAUUGAUUGUUUUAAAGUUAAACACAUGGGUCUUUUACAUACAGAAGCAGAAAUGUCCAGAAGGGAAAAAGUCAAAGUUAUUUUUAUGAACUAACACAAGUUUUCAGCUUUAGGAGGUGGUACCGAUGAGAUGCUCUGUCUUUCUGAGAGGGCAGUCUGUCUCUUGUAUAUUUGUCUAUACACUUAAAUAUUUAUUUCUAAUGCAGUCACUUGUGCAAUAGUUUAGGUUUGAGAGCAGCUUUCUUGCUGCUGCAAUUAACUUGUUAGAAUGUUUCAUAUGCUAAAGGUAUGAAAUUAGGUGUUGCUUAAGACAGGUUAAUCAGAAGCCAACACAACCCCAGCAUUUUAUGUAUGUUGCUUAGAAAAGCCUCUGGUUUAACAAGGGAAAUGGCGUGGCAAGGAGCCUACCCCACACAGCAUCAUGUUAAGAUCUAACUGGAUGAUUUGAAAUGGCUGCUGGGUAGGCCUCUGUGUUAAACAUUAAUGUAGAUACUGAACCGUGCUGCCUUUGAUGGAACAACAAUCAGGAAUCUAAUGAUCAAGUUCUACAUAAACAUGUGUCUUUUGUAACUCCCCCCCAUUGCUGUAUAGCUUACUGUAAAAAUAUUGUAAAUUGUGUCCACUAGACAUCCUGUGCUGAAAUUUCUGCUUCCCUUACAGCUGUUCAAAUAUUAAAAUUGUCAGGAUUGUUAAUCUCAUUUGCUGUGUUAAUCUGUACCUUGGAAGGCUAAAAAAGUCACAGUUGAUGCCUGAAAGCUCUGAAUAUUUGUGGAGGGUAGCACUGUAGAAGCUAUGAUGCUCUUCAAAUGAAGCUAGCAAUCAUGUAAAGAACACUAUAGAGUCUAACCAGCUGAAGUGAGGAAUGAUUAGCCUGAGACUGGCCUCGGGUAGGUUACACUUGCCCACUGCUUUUUCUUGAAGUUAAUCAGAUCAUAGUGAAGGGACUCUCUUUGGAAAUAUAAACAAUGUGUAAUUAGGACUAGGGUGAACAUGCGAUGUUCUGAUUACAAAGUCAAUGUAAAAACUGCCAUGU
Messenger RNA from Gekko japonicus, 5306 nucleotides. It is a transcript of the gene RAB3GAP2, whose product is annotated as RAB3 GTPase activating non-catalytic protein subunit 2. The transcript has 35 exons. The coding region runs from base 86 to 4255 and encodes 1389 amino acids. Gene Ontology annotation, biological process: regulation of GTPase activity. The record is from RefSeq and is a predicted model, not a curated record. Lineage: Eukaryota; Metazoa; Chordata; Lepidosauria; Squamata; Gekkonidae.